CUGUCACACAAGCAAACAUUACAUCAAGCACGCAACCGAGUGUGCGAGUCCUGCUUGCGCAACAAGCACGAGUUUUCAAUCCAAACUAGGUCACACGAGAUGCUAUUUCCCGCCAGAGCACACACAUUAUGAAGUGUUAUUUCAGUUCUGCAGCCCCGCACAAAUCUUGAUCUCUUCCCAGACUAUUUCGCUGCUAUCACCUUCGAGAUGUUCGACCAGCUCCCCUGGCCCCACGACCCCUUUCGCCGUCUCCACUCCAAACAUUCCCCCUUCCCAUCCUAUCAUAACUACUCAGCCCCAAACAUCGACCCUUACAUGCACCGUUCUCGUCGCUAUCCGCGUGGUGAAACUCCUCAUCGCGCCCCUCUGUUUGGACAUCAAGCAAUCGAAGGGUCCGAGUUCAGCGACGAAGACAGAUCGGAUCACCGAUAUUAUCUCGACGAUAAAAGCCCACCUGACCACCGCCAGUCUUACCCCAGUCCCUCAGAACUCGAACUUCAACCAAACGUCAAAACAGCCUUCCGCUCCAUGCAAGUCAAGAUUCCCCAGCGAUCCGUAGACGCGUUGGGCCUUCGAAAAGAUGAUGUCCUUAUCCUUGCGCCUACGCUCACGCGCCUCAAAGUACAGAUUCGUUCCCAUCGCGCCACUGAGACGCUACGGGUGGCGGUAGCAAAGGAUAUGCGCUUCCGCGAUGUUGUUAAACAACUCUUGCCAGCAGCUCAUUCAGGAGAGGUACACGUGCACGUCAAGUUGAGAGGUGAAUGGAAGGAGCUUGACCCAAGUGCCAAGAUAGGUGAAGUCUCAGAAAUGGGUAGGUUCGCGAUGAAUGAGCGCAAGGAGGUCGAGGUAAAAAUGGUGGUGGGUGGUGGGCGAGGUGCGAAACGGGAUGAUAUGGGCUUUGGGGUGACAUUGAGAGGCGCAAAAGGAUGGGAGAGGGAGAUUGGAAUGGAGAGUUUCUGGAUAUGCUGAUGCCCGAUUAGCGGGUAUGUCCCACCAGUGCUUUCGCAUAGACUGAGUGGCUACCUCGAAGAAAUGGAGGACAGAAAUAAGUCUACUGCAGGGAGUCUCGAGAACUACAUCGAGCGUUGUUACUACAUACCGUAAAAUAGGAUAAACCCUAGCCCCAACACCUACCCACACGCGCCUACACGUAAAGAAAGGUAAACACCAAAUCCUAACAUUCCA
This is a messenger RNA of Cucurbitaria berberidis CBS 394.84, 1185 nucleotides long. RefSeq lists its product as uncharacterized. The transcript has a single exon. NCBI's taxonomy places the organism in Eukaryota, Fungi, Ascomycota, Dothideomycetes, Pleosporales, Cucurbitariaceae. The coding region runs from base 208 to 969 and encodes 253 amino acids. The record is from RefSeq and is a predicted model, not a curated record.